GCUGGUUGUGUUUUAAAGCGGAUUAAGGUCUGUUAUUUGUCUAUUUCUGUAUGUCCUUUAUAGACAGGAGGCUAACUUUACAACCCGGACUGAUAAGACUGCAGCACAGCAUGGCCUGAUCUGACCUCCAGGACAACCACAGGGUCAACAUAUCUGUCACCAGAGAGGUAAAGACACAGCUAGAGCAGCUACAGGAGCUGUUUUAUACCGGAAGUGAAGUUGUGACGUCGUCAUGGGAAGCAAAGUCAGCUCCAAAAUGGCCGCGCCCGCCGCCCGACUCAUCCAGGCUGUCCGGCCUCACGCUCCUCUGAUCAAGUUCCCCAAAAGACUAGACAUCCCAAAGCCCAAUGUUCAAGAGGCAUUGAAGACGGUAGCAGUUAAUUUCUCACCACACAACGCUCCAGCGCCGCCUCCGUUAUCAAGACCUCAUGUACCUUUGACCCCAAUUUCUGGUACGCCAGACACCCUGGCCUCUAUUCAGCUACUACCUGCACGGUACCGCAGGAGACCGAUGGCUCUGGAUGAAAUGGACUACAUCCAGCGUGGUGGACCAGAAUGACAAGAAGCGACUCAAUCACUGCAGCCAAAGUCCUUAUCUGUCGGAGAUCAGUCUGUGUCUUUAACUCUGUUCCUCAGCACAAGAAAACCUAAUGCCACAUGAGACAUGAUAUAGAAUAAAGUAUUGCAUAAAGCCUGUUAAAA
Molecule: messenger RNA, 702 nt
Organism: Sebastes umbrosus (honeycomb rockfish)
Lineage: Eukaryota; Metazoa; Chordata; Actinopteri; Perciformes; Sebastidae
Gene: kgd4
Product: mitochondrial ribosomal protein S36
Exons: 5
Coding region: 233-559 (108 amino acids)
Biological process (GO): 2-oxoglutarate metabolic process
Source: RefSeq, a predicted model, not a curated record